Centropristis striata (black sea bass) is the source of this 288-nucleotide messenger RNA. Its product is annotated as insulin-like. NCBI's taxonomy places the organism in Eukaryota, Metazoa, Chordata, Actinopteri, Perciformes, Serranidae. Gene Ontology annotation, cellular component: extracellular region. Bases 1 to 288 code for a protein of 95 amino acids. The transcript has 2 exons. Gene Ontology annotation, molecular function: hormone activity. The record is from RefSeq and is a predicted model, not a curated record.
AUGGUGGCUCUGUGGCUCCAGUCCGUCUCUCUGCUGGUCUUACUGGUGGUGUUGUGGCCGGGUUGCCAGGCCUCCCCGGGGCAGCGGCCCAUAUGCGGCUCCCACCUGGUGGACGCCCUCUACCUGGUCUGUGGGGAGAAAGGCUUCUUUGGUUACCACCUCAGUGAGAAGGAGAUAGGUGAUGCGGCCUACAGGGACGAGGUCUGGAAGAAGAUAUCUUUCUCCUUCUGGAGGCAGUGCUGCUUCCAAACCUGCAGCAUUUAUGACCUGGUAUACUACUGCGACUGA